AUGGCGACAGUCAAUCAGAAUAUGUUUGGCGCCAGUAUCACUGAGCAGCCCCGAGGCGCCCAGUUGAUGGUGCUUCCUUUGAACCUCCUCGUCGAGAUUGUGUCACAUGUGAACGACACCGGCGACCUCGCCCGACUAUGCCGAACAUGUCGCGUGUUAAACUACAUGGCGCUCCCGCAGCUAUACAGCAACCUGACGCUGACAUCCUACGACAAAAUCCGCUACCGCGGCGAACAGCCCGAAGGCAUCGGGAGCGCAAGUCCCUUCACGAUGGGUCUGAACGCAAUAAUCACUCGAUCCUAUGCACCACUAGUUCGCUCAAUGACAUUACGCGGAGAAUGGAAGGAACAUGAGUUGGAGGAACAUGCGCGUGUUGGUCGGGUGCCCGACUCCUCGAUGUUGCUGAACAUAGCCGCGCGGGCUGCGAUCGACCGCAUGACAAAUUUGGAAAGUUUCAACUGGGAGUUGAAUACAAAAAUGCUCGACACAGUAUUCAUGGGCCUGACGCAGCUUCCAAAGCUCACAAAUUUGACGAUCCGCUUUCCGUCCAGCCGCCACCCCCAGCCCACCUUUGUGAUCCCGGGAAUGCCACAUCUGAAGUGUCUUAAGGUCACGGAUAUCGACCCGCUAUGCUACCCGGAUGACAUUGCGACUCUGUUAUGGAAGAGCCGGAAGCUGCGCGAGCUGAAAUUGCACUGGUCGCCGCGCAUGCGCGACGCGCAGGAACCGAGUGUUUCGUUGCACGAUUACUUCCGCAAGCUUAUUGCAAGCAAACAGCCGCUGGCGGUCAAGAAAAUGUCCUUCCAGAAUCUCUAUGCGUUCCACACCGAGGACUUCAACUUUGCCUUUGAUCCUACUACUGUGGAAGAUGUCACUUUCCUCAGUGGAGUUGAGGGGUCCAGUCUGGUCAACACAUUUAUUGAGAGCAGCUGGCCAACUGUCCCACCGCACGCCAAGCUUCGUAUCAAAUCCGUCCGUUUAGACGCUGUUUCGAAACGAAACUCGGAGUUCAUUGGCAACUUCCGUGGGCUUGAGCGGCUGUACUUUGUCAAUGUUACGUCCGAUUCGAGCGACUACCUCAAUUCUCCCCGGCCGGGUGGCAUGCAGUCAUCGGCCCUGACGCCACCCGUUUCUGAAAACCAGGCUGCAGGCGCAGCCAAUGGUAACACCACCAACUCCCCCAUUGCCUCUGCCUCCCCAGCCAGCCACUUGAAUGCUCUUUUGAGCGUACGAGAUCUCUACCUCUCCCAUAUUACCACAAAUCACAGUGCCACUUUACGGCACCUUCUACUUCCAUCUAAAUGGGCUCUGUCCACGGGAAUGAUCGCACGUUUGGUCCACAGCUGCCCGAAUUUAGAACAGCUCGCCCUCGCCACAGAGUUCAACAGCAUGGAGACAUUGGGUCUUCUCAUCCCCUUCCUUCGCAAACUCAAAGCUCUUCGGCUUUUGAUUCCCCCUGCUUCCGUCCCACAGACCGGGACACCAGGUGCCGCCCUCAAAGCAUCUUUAUCCACCAGAGGACAGACACCAUUUGACGCCAAGAACAUGAUAGAUGACACCUUCCUAAACGCUAGAUCUCUCGCAGAAGUUGUGGAAAUCGACGAUGCACAACUGACAGAAAUGAUGAGCUACGACCUCGGGAACGAGCAAGUCUACGGAAACGUCAAAAUUCUCGGCAUGGGCUGGAAAGCUUGGGAGCUACGAGAUUUCUACAAAUCACCCCCACCACGUCCCGAAUCCCAAUCACCAAAUGGCCCUCGAGAAACCACCGAGAGCCCUAUACGCACUAAUGGCCCGGCCCAUUCUCACGUUUCCCCCGGUACCCAGACACCGCACAUCUCCUCGUGGUCGACUGCAUCACCGGGCGUCCGAUCGGCUCCGCCAUCCGCGUUAGGUAAGCGGAACCGGGAAGACGAAACGCCGACAGCCUCGCCCCACAUCCCGGAAGCCAAUGACGACCAGGAGACGCCGAAACCCUAUCCCAAUUGCUACCAACACACCCUAGCCGAUGACGGCCUAGUCUGGCGAAGGCGCAUGCGCCGAGUUGGAUGGGAUACUCUGCAGCAUUGGGAGAUUUGGGGAUUGGAUGCACAGGAGAUUUGA
Molecule: messenger RNA, 2103 nt
Organism: Penicillium brevicompactum
Lineage: Eukaryota; Fungi; Ascomycota; Eurotiomycetes; Eurotiales; Aspergillaceae
Exons: 2
Coding region: 1-2103 (700 amino acids)
Molecular function (GO): protein binding
Source: RefSeq, a predicted model, not a curated record